Tripterygium wilfordii is the source of this 851-nucleotide messenger RNA. RefSeq lists its product as uncharacterized. The transcript has 8 exons. The record is from RefSeq and is a predicted model, not a curated record. The coding region runs from base 210 to 530 and encodes 106 amino acids. Gene Ontology annotation, biological process: proteasome assembly. NCBI's taxonomy places the organism in Eukaryota, Viridiplantae, Streptophyta, Magnoliopsida, Celastrales, Celastraceae.
AAAUAGCGACCACUUCGUCUCCGAGUGACUGGAACCCCUCUCUCUCUCGCAAACAGUAGUAAUGGGCAGUAGAGCUCCAUCUUUUCCUGUUCCCCACAAGAAGCUCACGUUGGAGAUUAAGUUGAUGUAAUAUUAGGUAGCAGAAGCCAGAAGCAUCUAAACGUCUCAUUUCAAGAUGAAACCAUGUUGAAGUCUCUUACUAUCUCUCAAUGGGAAACAAAACAGACAUUGUCAUUUCCAGUUAUGAUGACUAUUUCCUUGUUAUUGCCACUCAAAUAGGAAGUAUGGGGACAGUAAUACAUGCAAGUAAGGAGGAAGGAAUGUCAAUCCAUCCAACUUUUGAUGUAUCAGUAGUAUUGGGCAAAAGAGAAGAGCCAAUGCUUGUGGCUAGCGCUCAACAACUGAUUGAACACAUAAGCAGCAGCUCUGGCUCAUCUAAGCAAUUGGUGUUAUCUCUUGGCCUUAAGGACCAUUCUCCGGAGACUCUGAAAGGGAUCGUUUCCACAGUGAUUGAAAAUAGUUUCUGGUAAUAAAAUCUUCUGUGGAGAAUCAUAUUCACAGAUUUUUGUUGACCCUCUCCUACAUCAGCUCUGUCAAGUUUUGGUCCAACAAAAAUGGCCGCAGUAUUAAAUGGCUCUUACGAUUAACAAUUUAUAGUCUGGGAGAAAUGAAACUUGUGCAUUACUAUCUGGAAAUUGGAAAGUAUUGCCGCUCAUGAUUUGUAUGCGGAGACUCUCUUUUUAAGUCCCAACUUACAAAGAAGAUAUUUUACCCUACUUUGGAACUUAAGAAGUUGUAUUUCCAUGAUUAGCCAUAGAUGAACAUACACAGACACUUCUAAGUUCCAACAA